GUUAGAUUACGGUUUUUUUUACCGUUUUCUGAGAUUGUUGUUUUAGAACGUCUUUUUCAAUAAAUAGCGCUGAGAUUGUUAGGGUGUCUUGACAGGUGGUAAACUCUUGCAUUCUUAUCUUUAUUGAUUGUUAUGAAUGUUAUAAGAGGCUAUCUAAAUUAAUUACAAGUGAUCCAUAUUAAUUCAAUAUUAUGGCAGAUCGCCUAACACAGUUGCAAGACACCAUAAAUCAACAAGCAGAACACUUUUGCAACAGCGUUGGUAUUCUACAACAGUAUUCUACGCCCAGUAAAUUUCCUGGUUUUGAUCGCAUCGGUACCCCGCAGCCACAUCAAUCUCAAGAAGAUUACGCUGCCUUAUUUGCAAAUCUCAUUGCAAGGUGUGCCAAAGAUAUAGAUACAUUAAUAGAGAGUUUGCCGAGCGAAGAAUCAUCACAGGAGUUACAAGUAGCCAGCCUUAGCAGACUCGAACAGGAGAAUCAACAGGCUGGUGAACAAUUAGAGGAAGUAGUAAGACAAGGAGAGACACUUCUUCAACGAAUUCAAGCAGCUCUACAGGAUAUUGCGCAAAGUCAAUUAGAUAUGCAGAAUCCUACAUCGACGACUGUGAUCAAUAUGAAUCUUAGCAGUUCUAAUAUAAAACAAGAAAGCCUCAGUUCUAUAAAUACCGUGUCCUCAAAUAAUACACAUCAAUUGUCAGAUCCUUCACCUAAUUCAAUAAAUCAAUGA
This is a messenger RNA of Atta colombica, 728 nucleotides long. RefSeq names its product mediator of RNA polymerase II transcription subunit 21 (gene MED21). Gene Ontology annotation, biological process: regulation of transcription by RNA polymerase II. Gene Ontology annotation, cellular component: mediator complex. The record is from RefSeq and is a predicted model, not a curated record. The transcript has 4 exons. The coding region runs from base 192 to 728 and encodes 178 amino acids. Gene Ontology annotation, molecular function: transcription coregulator activity. Lineage: Eukaryota; Metazoa; Arthropoda; Insecta; Hymenoptera; Formicidae.